Rangifer tarandus platyrhynchus (Svalbard reindeer) is the source of this 585-nucleotide messenger RNA. The record is from the annotation of a GenBank genome assembly. NCBI's taxonomy places the organism in Eukaryota, Metazoa, Chordata, Mammalia, Artiodactyla, Cervidae.
AUGAAGGGCCUGGGUCCAACUCUGAACUUAACAGCAGCGGUGGGCAGGUACCUCGAGCUUUCUAAGUCCGAGUCAGAAGGAAGCGUGAAACGCAGGGGACCUCGGCGCAUCUCCCGCCUGCGGCUGACCUGCGGACUUCCUGUGGGCAGAGACAGCUCCUUGCAAAGCAAACAGCUCCGCACUCUGCAUGGAAAGACUUAUCUACCUCCUCAGUCCACUCUGCAGGCAUCAGACUCCCUGAGAGUCACGGAGACAGAGAAUCAGACUCAGCCUAUAAGCACAGAGCUGACCUUUAAACCCCAGCCUCUAAUAGAGCACUCCGUGUUUGCUCAAGCGUUCCAGCCCGCCUCCCCUGCCCUCACCCCAGCGCUCCGGGUCAUCACGGACGGCGCAGCGGGCAUCCUGCGCUGCAGGCGCCUGCUCACCAGCAUUCCGUCUUACACCCGACAGCGCAUCCACCUGGACGCUACUGUCUCCAUCCGUCCCACUCUCUCCCCCGCUGCGUGCGCACGUCCACCCUCGGACACCACUUUGAAAGAAGAGCUGGGACUAUCUGGAAGCUCCAAGAAGCCUUCAGAGUCGUGA